Orussus abietinus is the source of this 4512-nucleotide messenger RNA. Its product is annotated as cytochrome b5 reductase 4. Bases 2011 to 3612 code for a protein of 533 amino acids. Gene Ontology annotation, cellular component: endoplasmic reticulum. Lineage: Eukaryota; Metazoa; Arthropoda; Insecta; Hymenoptera; Orussidae. Gene Ontology annotation, biological process: superoxide metabolic process; generation of precursor metabolites and energy. Gene Ontology annotation, molecular function: oxidoreductase activity; heme binding. The record is from RefSeq and is a predicted model, not a curated record. The transcript is spliced from 10 exons.
CUAACCUAGAGCAGGCAAUAUAUUUUUCAACGGUUAUUUGUCAGGUGUCGAUUUGGUGAAUGGCAUCGAUUUGGCGGAAAUAUUUGUUCGAUGCGAAGAGCGUUGAGUUGAAAGCCAAUCGUGAGGAUUGAUCGAGCUGGGGCGAAAGAGUGUCUGGGCAAAUAUUUGGACGGUGAUUCAGACGGAAGCAAAUGACGCUCGAGACGCUUGACCCAGACAUUAUAGCUAUGCUGUCAGAUAAAAAUCGCUAUCUUCCGUUUAAUUUAUUGUCAAAAGUGAUAGCGGAUGUGUAAAGAGUAUUGUAAAUCGUUGACAUCAGCGGGGACUGUGAAACAAGUUUUUGGAGAAUUUACAAAGGGUUUUGACUCCAUGGACUCAUUUGGGUGUAGCAAAUAUCGUUCAACCCAUUUCUAUUUAUAAAUGGAAAAUGCUUCCACCGCUCAAUAUCUCCGGAAGCAGUUUAACCUCGGAGUGCAAAUUUCUGAGCAUUUAUGCUAAAUGAGAUGACCUCGUUGACUUGCAGAAAAAUGCAAAUAUUUUUAAUAUAUUUGGCAUGUAUAAUAGGUUUUAAAAGUUGAGACUUAGAACCGACGUCCGAUAACUUCAAAAAUAGAAUUUAUCGUUCUAUCAUUCUUUCAUGAUAGUACAGAAUUCUCAGGAGAAGGACGUGUGUCGCUCAGAUUAUUCAAACUGAUCGAUAUUAUGUGUUUCGACUGUACCGUUUAACAACAAAUUGGUUCAAACCAGGGCCGUCAAUGUCUGAGAAAUGCCCGAUCACAUUUUGAGAACGAUGAAGAGUUGGAAAAAAACUCUAAAGAUAUAUAUCUUCAAUUUUAAUUGAAAGAGAUCAAAAACAAUGUUUCCGAUUUCGUGAACAGUUUUCUGAGAGAAUCACGAUGCCUUUGAAAGGAAAGAGCAUACGUCGAUCUGACGUUAUCACCUGGCACGAAUUAUGUUUACGAGGCAACGCACACUUUGACUCGCCACGGCGAUUUCGGAACUUAUCUUAGUACGACAUUGUUCUCGUUCGGUCGGUGAUUUUACGAGAAACAAAUGAAAGUCAGGAAGUGUGGAAAAUGUCACGCAGCAAUGUCGCAUGAUAAUUUUUCUUCAUUCGUCAGAGUCCGUCGCGAUGCUGCACAUGCGUUUACUUUUUUACGUGAUGUGUGACUAAAAGAUUAGCAAGUUUUCUGAGAAUUUCGACGUUUUCGAGAAAUAUUCGCAUUUUUUCUUCCGUCAAUUGGAGUUAAUAAAUCGAACGCUCGAAGGGGACUUCCGCACGUCGACUUUCCAUUUACUCUCCGACUUCUACUCAAUUUUCACGGCAUCUCGUCAUAGACGGAUUCUUCCUGUAACAGGACGAUCGUAUUCUAAAAUAUGUAAAUGCAUUCAUUUCCAUCUUCGAAGAUCCAUUGAAUGUUAGGAGCAUAUCACUCCGCCGAGCACAUCUUGAUAUUGCGCGGUGAUUUGAAAUAUUUGCAGACGCGUGAGAUGAACAUUUAUAAUAGUUAUCAGAAGAGAUUUAUUCGCAGUAGACGAAGAAUUGCUCGUCUUGCACAGAAAUUGCAAUAAUUGCAGUACACCGUUACGGCUUUAAUCUACCAAUUACAAAACUGCCUCUUAUCGGUGUUCAACAAACGACGAACUUUUUUAACAUCGUUUAAUCGUGACGACUUUCUAAGUUUCUACAAAGUGAGCCUAAGAACCGAUUUUCGGAAGCUGAUAAACAUAUAUUGAUAAGGAAGAAUAUUUUCUAAAGAAAGUAAAAGUACAUAAUUUCUACAACUGGGUCCAAAAGCAAAGUACAUGAAAACAAGUAUACGAUAAAUGGGUUUACGUUGUAAAGUGGCAGAAAGUAUUUAUUCCAUGACUCAUCCAGCACGAGUAUUCGUUUGCAUUUAGAUAUCAUUGGUAGAACUUGAGAAAUCGAAGAUUUUACUCCUGAUUAGAGGAGAGAACUUGCAAUGCGAGCACGUAUUUAAAAACAUCGAUUUAUCCGUAUUUUAUAUCAUGCCUCGAACAUGGUCGUUAUGUUGUGGUGCACCAUCGAUAUCUGUAAUGAACGACGAAGAGUCUGCACGAGACAUGGGCCUACGGGUUGUGGAGGGUAAUCCCCGCAACAAGACUGCUUUGGCCCCUGGGCACAGUUUGAUGGAUUGGAUCCGGUUGGGUUCCUCAGGGGUCGAUUUAACAGGAGUUGGCGGAAUUCCACGAGUGGUCACUUCGGCUGAACUUGCUAAACACAACAAGCGGGACGAUGCCUGGAUUGCCAUUCGAGGUAUUGUGUACAACGUUACCCGGUACUUGGAUUUCCAUCCAGGUGGGGUUGACGAGUUGAUGAAAGGUGUCGGCACGGAUGGGACCAAAUUGUUCGACAAUGUGCAUGCGUGGGUUAACUAUCAGAGCAUACUUCAAAAGUGUGUCGUGGGUCGGAUGAGCAGAAUUUCCCUGGGAAAUACGGAAAAGAUUGCGUCUGGAGAAUCCAACGAUCCGUCGAGUACAUCUUCUGGUUCAUUAACCAAUAAGAGCAAGCAAAAUAUUGGAGAAACUGCAUUGCAAGAGCAGACAGCCCCCCAAACCAAAAUGGAUUGGAUGCAAACUACCAAUACGAUUACAUUUUCUUUUCGUACUUCGUGUAACCAAAAUGCCGUGGGUUAUAAAUUGCUACGAACCAGUGAUUUAAAGUUUACUUUAAAAAUCGUUGUUGGGAAAGACGUCAUAGUUUACGAGCUUGAAUUGGCCGCGGACGUGAAGUGGCCUCCAAGAUGGAGAAAGAAUCCUGAUAUUACAGAGAUAGAGUUCACAUUCACAAAGCAAAAAGGUGAACUAUGGAAAACGCAUGGCGCCGAGAUGCAGUCUCACGAAAUGGAAAGCAAUACCCGACAGUACAGAGACUAUGAAGUUGUCAGCAAUACUCCGCUUUGUAAAGUAGUUUAUCUUAUAGUUUUGCGCGCUAAAGACUAUGUAGAAUUGGUACCUGUCGGUAGACACAUAGAAGCUAAGAUGAACGUGAUGGGAAUGGAAGUUUCUAGAAUGUACACACCUGUCCCACCGUGCCUUCAUCUCGAAGAUAUACCGGCUAAAUACGAGCCUGACUGUAUGUGUUUAAUAGUAAAACGCUACGAAGAUGGCGCUUUAAGUCCGUCCAUGACAUCUCUGCAACCGGGUCAGACUGUAACUUUGAGUAAUGGUCUGGGUACCUUUGCAAUAAAAAUGUUUGAUCAUUUCACGACAAUUCAUAUGCUAGCAGCAGGAACAGGGUUAACUGCAAUGCUCGGUAUAAUUCAGCGUGCUCUUUGUCGACGUACCGUGCUUUUCAUGAAUCUCAUUAAUUUCAAUAGAAACGAGGAAAGUAUUUUCUAUGACAAAGAACUUGACAGGAUUUCUUUGGAACGAAGAUUUAAAGUUACUCAUAUUUUAUCACAAGCAGGAAGUUCUUGGACAGGUAGAUAUGGUAAAGUUUCUGAAGAAUUGCUCAGUGAUCUUAUAGGUUCUUCGACUUCUGAAGCUUGUGUUUUUACUUGCGGGCCUAAUGCAUUCAUGGAAGUAGCAAGGGGGUUGCUGAAAAAUCUUGGAUGGAAAACUUCUCAGAUGUUCGAAUUUGACGACUAGAAUUAUUAAAUGUAUGUCCACUUUGUUUUUAGAAUCAAUUUUAUGAAAGUACUUAAAUUAUAUUCAUCAUAUUUCAUUGGAUUUACCGAUUAUAGAAACUCUCCGUAAAGGAAGAUCAUUCCUUUUGUCAACUUGAUUUCACUAAAUUCUGAUAUUUUAACGGUUCAAAGCAUUUACGACGGUCUGUAUCCGUAAAACACGUUCACUGUGCUGAUAAGUGACAAAUGCAUUCCAUCUUGGUUUCGUUUUAGUAAGGAAUGUGUUGACAUUAAAUCAUAGAACUUUUUAAAAUGUGAGUCAAAUAUUAAUAUAAUUCCAAUACGAGGAGAUAAAGAUACAUAGAGAAGUAAUGAGAAGUAUUUUGCAUUAUCCGUUCUAAACUGUAAAAAGCUGUUGAUAAAUAUUACCAUAGAUAUGACACAUUCUCUUGAAAUAUAUUUAUUAAGAAAUAUUGCUGAUCGAUGCCAGAACCAAUUUUAUGACCUUCAUAUUAUCGUACAGGUUCAAAACGUGCAUUAUGUCAGUAUGAUCGUACAAAGGUUCAAGUGGAACAGAUUGCACAAGAAGGGUAGCCGUAUGGAUAACUCGUUAAAAAAUAUUAUCCUAAGGAUAUAACUUUAUCCGUCUAGGGUGUUCCGGUAUCAAUUUAAUUAUUGGAACGUUUAGUUAUGUAAAAAUUCAACAAAAAUUCGUAUUUAUUUGUACUGAUCAAUGGACAACUAAUAUUUGGAGUAUACUUAGUUUAGCAGUAAUACAAGAAUUAUAAAUAUGUACAAUUCAGUGUAAAUAUGUUUCGGGUAUAUAUUUCUGUCUUGAUGUUUAUAAGUACAUUGUAAUGUAUAAUGUAUUAUUACAUAAUACAUGUACUGAUUGUUAGGAAUAAAUGAGACUCGAAUGGUU